Messenger RNA from Juglans regia (Persian walnut), 348 nucleotides. RefSeq lists its product as uncharacterized. The transcript has a single exon. The record is from RefSeq and is a predicted model, not a curated record. Lineage: Eukaryota; Viridiplantae; Streptophyta; Magnoliopsida; Fagales; Juglandaceae. The coding region runs from base 1 to 348 and encodes 115 amino acids.
AUGAGAUUUGGAAAGAAAGGCAAGCUGGGCCCUAGAUAUAUCAGACCUUUCGAGAUUCUUGAUCGAAUUGGACCUUUGGCUUAUAGGGUAGCACUUCCACCGGUACUUGCAGGGGUGCACAAUGUAUUUCAUAUUUCUAUGUUGAGGAAGUACGUCCCCGACCCCACCCACAUUAUUGACUAUGAGCCUCUUCAGAUUCAGGAAGAUAUGACAUAUGCGAGAGAACCAGUACGAAUUUUAGAAAAGAAAGAACAAGUGUUACAGACUCAAACUAUUCCUCUAGUUAAGGUAUUGUGGAAUAAUCAUGCUACUAAUGAAGCUUCUUGGGAAUUGGAAGAAGAGAUGUGA